UUACUCUAUUUUCUUUUGAAGUUGAGAAUGAGAGGUAGAUAAAGACUCCACUCUUAGUCUUUGCUGAGUCUACAGUCCACUCUCUCUGUAUAACAUAAUCUGCUUCAUGAUUUCAAGAAAAUAAAUAAAUAUAAUAUAUCUUGUGAUCUGCUACUUGCAUUCAGUGCCUCAAUAAUAUCUUCUUCUUUUUUCUUUCUAUUUAUAGUAUAAGAAGGUUAGUGGGGUUGAAUAAUGGAGGUAGUAGAUUGGAAAUGGGAGCAGAAUGAGAUGGAAGUUGAAGAAGGAGGAGGGGGUCUUCAAGUGAGAAGCUCUAAGGUUACUAAAGAAGUGACAAAUGUGAAAAUUGAGAUAAAUGGACAUGGAAAUUCUACCCUAAAGAUGACUAAUGGAACAGAAAAAUCUGAUCUUGGUGAUGUACAAGAAAGGUCAGAGGAGGAGAAGCUUUCAGAUUCUAUUAAUGGGGUUGAAGUUGAAGAGGGAACUGAGCCAAAAGAUGAGUUAGUUGAACAUAUUGUAGUUUCAAAUAAUGGGGUUGAGGAAAAAUCUGGUCUUGAUGAUGAACAAGAAAGGUCAGAGGAGCAUAUUUCAGAUUUUAAUAAUGGGGUUGAAGAGGGAACAGAAAAAUCUGAUCUUGCUGAUGAACUAAAGGGGUCAGAGGAGGAGCAUAUUUCAGAUUCCUAUAAUGGGGUUGAAGUUGAAGAGGAAACAAAACCAAAGGAAGAGUCUGCUCAACAUAUUUUACUUUCAAAUAAUGGGGUUGAAGUUGAAGUUCAAGGGGAAACAAAACCAAAAGAAGAGUCAGUUCAGAAGAUUGUAGCUUCAAAUAAUGGGGUUGAAGAGAGAACUGAACCAAAAGAAGAGUCAGUUCAGAAGAUUGUGGCUUCAAAUUAUGGGGUUGAAGAGGGAACUGAACCAAAAGAAGAGUCAAAACAGCAUCUUGUGACUUUUACUGAUGGGGUUGAAGUUGAAGAGGGAGCUGAAGAGUCAAUUCAGCAGAUUGUAGUUUCAAAUAAUGGGGUUGAAGUGGGAACUGAACCAAAAGAAGAGUCAGUUCAGAAGAUUGUGGCUUCAAAUAAUGGUGUUGAAGAGAGAACUGAACCAAAAGAAGAGUCAGUUCAGAAGAUUGUGGCUUCAAAAUAUGGGGUUGAAGAGGGAACUGAACCAAAAGAAGAGUCAAAACAGCAUCUUGUAACUUCUAGUAAUGGGGUUGAAAUUGACGAGGGAACAGAAGCUGAAGAGGAUUCAGUUCAGCAGAUUGUAGUAGUUUCAAAUAAUGGGGUUGAAGAGGGAACUGAAGCUAAAGAAGAGUCAAAACAGCAUCUUGUGACUUCUACUAAUGGGGUUGAAGUUGAAGAGGGAGCUGAAGAGUCAAUUCAGCAUAUUGUAGUUUCAAAUAAUGAGGUUGAAGAGAGAACUGAACCUCAAAAAGAGUCAAAGCAGCAUCUUGUGAUUUCUGCUAAUGGGGUUGAAGAGGGAACAGAAGCUGAAGAAGGGCCCUUCAGAUCAGGCCAUUCUGUCUAUUAUGACAAAGAUGAAGGAAUAUGGAAGUGUCGAACCUGCAGUUGGACUUUGCAAGGCAAAAGCCUAGAUAUUGGUUGGACAAAGAUUCCUAGGCACUACUUGGAUGAGCGGAUUAAUUACCCAAUGUUAGAUCAGAGGGGAAGCAAAGAUAAUAGCUUCAUUUCUACACCUUCCAUAAAGGAGAAGAUUGAUAAAAUUCCAGGAGAUGGAGGAGUUCAGGAGAGUGCUACUCUAGAGAUUCACCUUAAUGGAUAUUUGAAGAGUUACAACUUAUCAAGUUCCAGUGUUCAGUUUUCCAAAAAUCUUUCAGAAGAUCACAGCAUUGUUCACAAGUCCACUACCGUUGAUGAAAUAGAAAGUGCAGACCCUGACCUGAUAGAUGACAGCGACACUGAUGUAAAAGAUUUUGAUGUAGAGAAUGUACUUCAGAAGCAGAAUACACAUGAUCUUUAUUGCCCUAAUUGCAAGUCAUGCAUUACUAAAAGGGUUAUUCUUCGUAAAAGAAAACGUAAAAUUCGGGUUUCUGGUGAUGACGUCAAACGUGUCAAACCUGAAGUUGUAGUUGAUUCUAAAGUGGAUGCUAGUCAUGUACUGGCAGCUGAUGAUGAAGUACGUGAUGGAGCUGACAGUUAUCUUGAUGGUACUCCACCAUUGGCAGCGGAUGACUACCACCCUGAUAGAGAGCCAGAGCUAUUCAGAUGCUUAUCAUGCUUCAGCUUUUUUAUCCCAGCAGGGAAUGGAUUCAAACUGCCCCAUAUUUUUGGAAAAAAUGGUGCUAAAGAAAGUGUCAAAGGCGAACAGACACCUACAAAGAACAAAAAAUGGUUCAUCUUUGGAGGAUUAGAUAAGGGAAAAGCACCAGUUGAGCAAGGAAGUGGUAUUGGGGCAAGUGCAGUGAUAAAUGAUUCUGGAGUACUUAUGCCAUCAGCCCCACCUGCAUAUUCCAGCAGUGAAAUCACUCAGGAAGCUGGAGGGAAAUUUUUAGGAUCAAAGAACCAAGAUGCAAAUAUGAAAGGGAAAAUGGUGAUUGAUACAGUGGGUGAAUCAGAGAAUGCAACAAAGAGUCGAGAAGGAGGUUCUGUCUUUGACUUCUUUGAUUCAGAGACCCAUAAUCAGCCAACCGUCUCAGCUUCUUCUAAUGAAGUUCAAGGAAAUGAUAAGAACGAUGAGCUGUUAAGAAACACCGGCAGACUUCAAGUUAGCAAUGGAAAUCUUGUGCAGGAAAGUCCGCCAGCAUCUAGUGAUAAGAAGGAUGAGCUGUUGAGACCCGGUGGAAAAAUUCAAGUUAGUAAUGGAAAUCUUGUGCAGGACAGUCUGCCAGCAUCUCAACAAAAUGAACUAAAGCUUCUGAUAACUUCAACAAAGGAGGAGUCUCUAACUAUUGAGAAAUCAGAGACUGACUUAAAAUCUGAUGUAGCAAUACUAAAUAAAGAUCCAGCAACCACAGGUUUUGCACUCAAUGGCUUAGAUGGAAAUGGGAAACCCAAAUUUUUGACAGAAAUCCCUCAUGAACAUGUACAACAUAUCGAAGCUAUGCUUCCCUCUGAACCUCUGGUGGCAAACAAUGACAAUAAAUUUCAACUUAGUAGUGAAGACGGCGCCCAUCACUAUGAAGUUUCCAAGCAUACCAUCACAAAGACCAAUAUAGAGAUCCACUCAAAGCAGCCUUUGAAUGUUGAUGAGCAUGACUUGAUAUCAUCGGUAAAGGAUGCUUUAUCAAUUCAAGAUGCACCAGAUAACAUCCCCAACAUUUCUGCGGUAGCAGCUGCAAAUAAUAUUGCAGGCAACGAUACUAUUAUAACUGUGGAAGCAGGGAAUGAAACUAGAGAAACAGCUUCAGCAAAUGUAGAUACUCAAAUCGAUUCUGUUGAAGGACAAGCAACUGAUGGUGCAGAUGGUUACAAAAUUGAGAUCAUUAAAAGCAUUAUAUUUGGGGGUUUAGCUGAGUCAAUUACAAGCUUAAGCGUUGUAGCGUCUGCUACUGGUGGUGACACAACUACAUUGAACAUUUUAGUUCUGGCAAUGGCUAAUCUGUUUGGUGGACUUUUCAUCAUUUUCCACAAUCUUUGGGAGUUGAAAAGAGAUCGUUUCGAGCAAGCCAGCAAUCAGAUAAUGGAAAAACAAGUAGAUAGAUAUCGAGAACAACUUGGCCGGAGAGAGAACUUCACACUGCAUGCUGUACUUGUUAUAUUAUCAUAUAUCAUAUUUGGACUAUUGCCUCCCAUAACCUAUGGCUUCUCAUUCCGUAAGAGCGAUGACAAGGACCUCAAGAUUGUGGCAGUUGCUGCAGCUUCACUUGUAUGCAUCUUAAUGCUGGCUACUGGAAAGGCCUAUGUUCAGAGAGCACCCAAACCUUACUUCAAAACUAUAUCAACUUACAUUGUUUUAGGCUUCACGGUUUCCGGUGUAUCUUAUGCAGCAGGCAUACUAUUCAAUAGACUGCUGGAAAAGCUUGGCCUUUUCAAGCCUAGUUCAACAGUGAACCUGUUCCUACCGGAGAUGCCGGAGACUGGAGCAGCAUGGGCAUCCUUUUGAAGAGCAGAGAAUGAUGAACCACAAACAUGUAACCUCCAGGAGUAUCCUCUAGUUCUUUCUGAUUUGCCUUUUUUUGGCAUUUUUAUUUUAGAUUUAGCCUCUCCCCUUGUUAUUUUAAGUUACAGAGUUUAAACACUCGAUUAAGAAUAAAUAUCUGCAUUACAAUCCUUGCAUUAGUAAUCCAUGCAUAACUUGCUUCCAAACCAAACUACCCCGAAUGAAAAGAACAGAAACUAACAUAAAACUCUGGUCAAGUAAUAGAUGUAUAUUGGAAGACACAUGUCUUGCAAUUAUUAGUCUGUUGUGAACACUAUUGCUAAGUUGUUUGGACCCUCCAAUAUCUUUUUGGAGGAUCUAACACGCAUCAGAGUCGGGCUAUCAUAACCCGGAAGGGCAAGUUAGCAAAGUAUUUACCCCAAUGGACUAAGAUUGCUU
This is a messenger RNA of Solanum pennellii, 4491 nucleotides long. RefSeq lists its product as uncharacterized. Lineage: Eukaryota; Viridiplantae; Streptophyta; Magnoliopsida; Solanales; Solanaceae. The transcript is spliced from 11 exons. The record is from RefSeq and is a predicted model, not a curated record. The coding region runs from base 232 to 4056 and encodes 1274 amino acids.